AUGAGCAUGGGAAGUACCACAUUCAGGCCUAAAGAUCGCCAUAAAACUAAGAAAAAUGGAAUGUUUGAAUUAUUUAAAGGACAAAAGCCUGAGUCAAGAAGUGUUCCACCCCAAUUGUCUGAAAGGACAUUGACAACAACUGACAUAGAAUCAACACGGUCACAUGAACCAUUACUAUUUCUCAGAAAGAGUGAAUCUCAUAAACCUCAAUUCAGGUUAAAGACACAUACAUUUGAUGGGGUUCCAUUAGUAUUAGAAAAUUCAUUUCGAUUUAUUGAGAAGGUAACACGGGAAACAAAAGCAGUAAAACCAUAUUCUCAAAUGACUGAAAUAGAAUUAAAUGAAUUUAUUAAUAAAUUUGGAGAAGAGAAAUUGACAAAAUAUGUAAAAGAAAAACAAUUAGGAAAAGACAUUAAGAGAAUUUCAUUAGAGAAACUUAUUAAAUUAGGGAUUAAUGAGAAAAAAGCUAUUACUAUCCAAAAUGAUAUUAUUAAUUAUGAAAACAAAUCAAAAAUUGGUAAACAUAUUUUACUUAUGAAAGUUAAUUCAGAUAAAGCUUUGAGAAAAAUGUUUGAAUUAAUGAAGGGUUAUGAAGUAAAUGAAAUAAAACAAUUUAAUGAAAUGCCUAAAGAUGAAGCACAUUUAAUUGCUUUUAUGGCAAUUAGAACAUUUUUUGCAAAAAAACGACCUAUUUUAAUAAAUGAAAAGAAAGCACAUGAAUUAUUUGAAGCAUAUAAUCAACUUAAAAAUGAUGAAAUUCAAUUAAUGAAUGAAGUUAGAAAAUUUAUAGGAAGUCUUGAACAAAAUGGAGUUAUUCUUCUUCGUACAUUAAAAUUUAUUCAUAGAAUGAUUUCUGAUGAUAAGAGUUGUUAUUAUUAUUGUAAAGAAUUAUUUCUUCAUACCAUGUUUUCUUUUUUCUAUGAAGGUGAUUCUAGUAAAAUUCCUAAAUUUUAUUUUCUUGUUGAUUUAAUAGAUAAGUUAAUACCAAAAAAAACUCAAAGUAAAUUGGAAAGAGUUUUUGAAUCAGAUAGUCUUUAUGGUGGAGAAGUAAUUUUAUAUAUUGAACAACCUAGUAAAAUUCCAUUAUAUAUGAUACUUAAUCAAGAACAAUUAAAUAAAGAAUGUUUAAAUACUUGGGUUGGAGGAAAACUUUAUUUAACAAAUUAUCGAUUAAUAUGGAGAACAUCAAAUGAAUCAUUAGGUUCAAUGGCACAAUGUUAUUAUUUUAACCAAGUUCCAUUGAAAAUGAUUUUUGAAGCUAGUGCUGUAUCAGGAAAUGGUAGUAAUUCAUCUCAAUGUCCUCAUUGCAUUAAAAUUAUUUCAAGAGAUAAUAGAAUAUUACUCUUUUCAAUGGAAAAUGAACAACGAGUAAUCUCAUUUAAAGAACGAUUAAUUUAUAUAGCAAAUAAAGUAAGAAAUCAAACAAUGAAAAUAGAUGAUUAUGAACAGUUUUAUUUCAAAAAUAUUUUUGAAAAUAUUUGGGAGAAAACUGCAACAAGAUUUGGAGUAGAUAUUAAAUCACCAAAUUCAUUAUUUUGUGUUCAAAAUAAUUUAAAAGAUAGAAAUAGAUGUAGUUUUGAAGGAAUUACUUUUAGACAUUAUCAAUUAAUUGAUGAAACACAUUUAGAAAUGGAUGAAUUUAAACGUUCACCUAUAUUAAUACAUAGAGAUAAGUCAGGGUCUUAUCUUUUUAAAUUACAAUAUAUUUUUUGUAAAGAUCAUACUACUUCACAAUUAAAAUAUCCAGAUGAACUUAAACAAAUAUUUACUACGAUAUGUACAACUGAAAUUGUUUUUGUUAAUUCAACUUAUAAUACAAAUCCUUCACUAUUAAAAACAUGUGAUACUCUUCAAGAUUCUUUUCAUAAUAAAGUUGUUAAAUUAAUGAAUGACGUUAAUGAAAAAACUAUAGGAGAACUCAAUGGAUAUAUUAAUUAUUUACUUGAAUAUCAAGAAAUUAUUUUAUCUGUUACUAUGAAUAUUAUUAACAAAUUAACUCAUGGAGAAUCUAUUAUUCUUCUUCCAAAUACAAAAAAUGCAUCAGAAAUAGGAAUUUAUACUUCAUUGAUUGAAUUAUUAACAGAUAAAUAUUACAGAUCAUUUGAAGGAUUCUUAGAAUUAAUUUUUAAAGAAUUUGUACAGUACGGAUAUUUUAAAACUAUUUGUCAAUAUAAUCUAUACCCAGUUCAUUUUCUUGUAUUCUUAAAAAUGGUUCAUUCAUUCAUUUAUUAUUAUCCUUAUCAAUUUGGAUUCAAUUCAACACUCAUUCAUUUCCUUUAUCAGCACUGUAAUUCUGGACGAUUUUCUGCAUUUGAAGGAAGUUCGACUCAAGGGGUUUUUGUAUAUUUAUAUUCAAAUAAAGAAUUUUUUGUAAAUAAUUCAUUCGUUAAUGAAGAGUGUGACUUUUAUCACAAAUAUUGUAACAAAGAAUUACCAUUAGUACAUUGUCCAUAUUUCUUCUUUAGAUGGAUGAAUUACACGUAUAAACAAACUGACUUAUUUAAUACCUCUGCUGCUGUUAACUUUGACCUUCAUGAACGAGGAACUUUAACAGAAAUACCAAGUUAUAUUAAAGAUGUAUCUAAGGCUGAAGUAAUUAAUCUUAGUAAUAACCCAUUAAUGAUUAUUCCAGAAUGUCUUCAAGUAUAUACCACAUUACAAAAAUUAAUAUUAUCAAAUUGUAAGUUAAAUUGUAUUCCUAAACAUUUCUUUGAUUCAUUGACUCAAUUAACAUAUUUAGAUAUUUCAAAUAAUAGUGGAACCAAAUCUAUAUUCUUUACUCCUUUAUUAAGUAGUUUAACUAACUUAAAAUAUCUUGAUUUAUCAUCUCAAGUUUUCUUUGAACCAAAUGCAUUAGAUAAAUUUACAUUUCCUAUAAAUUUAAAAACAUUAUUAUUAACUAAUUGUAUUAAUAAAUUACCACAUUCAUUGACUAAAAUUAAAGAAUUAGAAACACUUGAUAUUUCAAGAAAUAGUUGUAUUAAUAUUUCUAUACUCCCUCAACUUACAAGUCUUAAGAAUUUCAUAUUAGAAUCAUGUGAACAAAAAACAUUACCUACUCAAAUUAGUUUUCUAACUUAUUUAACUAAAUUAGAUGUAGCUGAUAAUGAAAUUAAAGAAUUACCUUAUUGGCUUUAUGAAAUGACUCAAUUGAAAGACCUCAAUUUAAGUACCAAUUUAUUGAAAUAUAUUUCUAUAAAACAAACUCAAUUAACGUCAUUAACUCAUUUUGAUAUAAAUAAUAAUUCAAUUAAAUCAUUACCUGUUGUUCAUCCAUUAUUAAAUGGAGUUAUUAAUUGUUUUAUGCCUCCUGUUAUUAGUAAGAUUCAUGUAUUAUCAUCAUCAUUUGGAAUUGAAACUAUGAAAAUGGUAACUGAUGAAUGGAUUUCUAUGACAAAUAAUAGUACAAAUAGUAUUAUAUUUCUUCAUUCAACUGAUGAAAUUUGUGGAAAUUCUUCUCUUAAUAAAAAAGAUUAUUUUACUUUUAUAUAUCAUGAUGACUCGUCACCAAUAUCAUUUAAUUUUUCACGGAAUGAUUGUUAUUUAAUAGUAUUUACAUCAAAAGAAAUUGAAACUAUUUAUUAUUGGAAGUAUUAUCUUAAUUUGGUAUUACCACAACAAAUGUCUGUAUUUGUUUUAUUACUUGCUGAUAUUAAAUCAUCAGAAAAAGAUUUUAUUGAAUCAACAGUCAAAGAUACUUUUAAACAAUGUGACUUUCUUCAUCUUGCAAAAGGAAAAGAGAAUAGUAGAAUAAUGGCAGAAAAGUUUAUUGAAUGGAUAAAAAAAUUUAAACAUAGAUGGGAAAAUGAAGAAUAUGAACUUCUUGAAAUUGACCAAGAAUUAUUAAAUUGUGAAAUUAAUCCACCAAUUGUUAAUAGAGCUCAAUUAGAAAAAAUUAUUGAAACUUUUGGAAUCAACAAAGAAAAACAUACGCGAUUUAUUGAUGAGUUAGAUCAAAGUGGAACAAUUAUAUCAAGUGUUUCAGUAUUAAAUAUUAUUAAAAAUAAUGCACCAGACUUACUUAAAGUUUUACCUUGUUUUGACUCUAUGGAAGAAGUAUUUAUUCUAAAAACUAAUUUAUUUGAGAGGAUAUAUGAUAUAAUGUAUAAAAAUUCAACAAAAGGAAUUGGAAUGAUGAGUGAUAUAUAUCCUAAAUUACAAUGGUGUGGAAAUAUGAAUAUUACAUUAUUCUCUUUUAUAUUAUUCAAAAUGGAACUUCAUAAUAUGUUAUGUGUUUACUUUGACGAAUGGUUUAAAAAGUUUCAUUUAACUAAUAAUUAUGAAGGAUUUAAACAAGAAGGAGGAAUAGAAACUUUAAAAGAAUUAUUAAACAAACCAAUGGAAUCUCAACAUAAAUUAGUUUUAAUGACUAAAGAAAGCAUCACAAAUACACAAAGAAUUAAUAAUAAAAUAUCUGAACAAAAUCAACAAUGGAUUGAAUUAAGAGGUGAUUCUAUUCCUGAACCAAAAGAUUGUAUUCCUUUUGUUCCUUUCAGUUUACACAGUACAUUAUCUAUAGCAAAUUCAAAAGUCAUAGAACGUAUUUGGCCUAAACAAUUAGAAAAAGGAUAUAAUGAGUAUGCAUGGUCAUUUAGAAAUAAUUAUGUUCCUCCAAUUAUAUAUGACCAUAUUUUGGUAUUAAUUUUAGUUAGUAAUUCAAAAAUUAUUAAUAUGUUCCAACAAUAUGUAUUUGUUGAAUUUGAAGACCAUGACCAAAUUUAUUAUCUUAUGAUUAAAUUAGAAUACUCUCGGUUAAUUAUUAAAAUCAGAACUAUUGCUAAUAGUGUUACACGGUCAUUGUAUUGUAUUAGUUUUAUUGGAGAGUUAAAUAAAAAGAUUAAAGAAAUAUUAUCAUUUUAUUCAAAAGAAUUAGCAACAAAUGAAUGUGUUUUAUGUCCAGUUUGUAUAGAAGAAGGUAUUCCAGAUGUAGGAGAGAUGCUUGUUGAAAAUUUAAGAAUUGCAAUAAGAAACAGUAAUGAUACUAUUAAUUGUCAACCAAGCAUAUCAAGAGGGAGUUACAGACAACAUAUUGUUUCAGUGAAUAAUAUAUCAAUUGGUAUUCAAUUAGAAGUAUUAAAAUCAGAUUUUUCUAAUUUAAUGAUAGAAGGAAGUAAAGUAAAAAUUAAACGACAUUUAUUAGAUGAUACUGAUUAUAUAUUGUAUGAAGCAUCGUAUAAUAAUGAACAAGUAUGUAUGAAAACUUUUUCAUAUGAAGGAAAAAAUGAAAAAGGAGGAAGUACUAGAUAUUUAGGUAAUGUGUUUUCUACAAUGAUGAGAGAAGCAAAUGUUGCAAAAACCGUUAACCAUCCUAAUUUUUUAGCAUUAAAAGGAAUUGUUUUAACACCAUUAGCAUUAUUAGUUGAUUAUUGUGAACAAAAUCUCAGUCUAUAUCUUCAUUCAAAUAGUACUGUUGAUUGGAAAACAAACUUAGAUUUUAUCAUUCAAAUUUGUACAGGAAUGAAAAAAUUACAUUCUAUCAAAAUGGUUCAUCGGAACCUGAGAACAAGUGCCAUAAUGAUAAAAAUUAAUCCAAUCACUAAAGAACGAUAUGCUGUAAUUGCUGAUUUUGGUAAAACAACACCAAAUUAUAUUGGUAAUAAAAUCGAAUUCACUAAAGAUAAACGAGAAGAGGAUAUUAGUAAAAUCGCUUAUAUUGCUCCUGAAGUACUUCAAGACCAAGAGUUUAAAUCUGAAGCUGACGUAUAUUCAUUUGGUAUCAUUCUAUGGGAAAUAGCACAUAGGUUAUAUCCUUAUGAAAAAAAUAAACAAUCUCCACCAUUAUUUUAUCAAAUUUGUAAUGGAAUUCGUCCUCUUCCUAAUGUCAAAACCCCUUAUUCACAAUUUAAUAAAUUAGUUUUCAAAUGUUGGCACCAACAACCAACAAAUAGACCUUCCUUUGCUUCUUUAUGUAUUGAUUUCCAGAAAAUAAGAAGUGAAGCAUUUAAACUUGAUAAAAAGAAAUGA
Molecule: messenger RNA, 5964 nt
Organism: Entamoeba histolytica HM-1:IMSS
Lineage: Eukaryota; Evosea; Mastigamoebida; Endamoebidae
Product: protein kinase domain containing protein
Exons: 2
Coding region: 1-5964 (1987 amino acids)
Biological process (GO): protein phosphorylation
Molecular function (GO): protein binding; protein kinase activity; ATP binding
Source: RefSeq, a predicted model, not a curated record